Messenger RNA from Capsicum annuum, 752 nucleotides. RefSeq lists its product as uncharacterized. The record is from RefSeq and is a predicted model, not a curated record. The coding region runs from base 125 to 589 and encodes 154 amino acids. NCBI's taxonomy places the organism in Eukaryota, Viridiplantae, Streptophyta, Magnoliopsida, Solanales, Solanaceae. The transcript has 3 exons.
UCCACUUAAUCGAGAAACUUUUAAACUCUAAUUUUCUUUUAUGAGAUUGAUGAUCCUGAUGAGAUUUUAAUCUUAAUAUUUAUUCUUAGAACAUAUUGAUUAUCGAGUAAUUUAAUCGAUUGAGAUGUCACGGAAAGGAGUGAUUAUUAGUGUUUAUGUUGAAUCUUCAUCAACCAUAGAUUCACAAUACAAAUUUGAUCAAUUGAAAAGAAGUCAAGCCAAUGAAUUUGAUGAAUCGAGGCCUAAGGGCACAACAAGAAGAAGAGGGUAUGAUCGUCGUGCACAACUUCUUGCUUAUGCUCAUGAGUUGAGGCAUGCCAAGUCUACAAACCCUCAAUGUACGCCAAAUCCAAAGCACAAGGGAAGGAGAUGGACAAGAAGGAUUGGAUUGUCAUUUCCCCGUUUAUUUCGUCGAAAAAAUAAGGAGCAGAAGUAUGAACAAAUGGGAAAAGAAGAUCAUUGUGAUGCUGAUGAAAAGAAAAAGAGGAAUGGAGAAAAUGACAAUAAAGCCACGUCUAAUUUUUGUAAGAAAUUGAAGUGUUUUCUAAAAGACAUAUCAUGUAGUAUUUGGCAAUUUGGCAAGAAAUAAAGAUGAUCAGCUCAGGGACCUAAGUAUACUUUAUAUUAUGGGUUCGACAUGAUUCAGUAAUUUUAGUUUAAAUUUAUAUAUAUCUAUAUAUAUAUAUAUAUGUGUGUGUGUGUGUGUGUGUGUGCGCGCACUAAAAGAUUCACUAAAUAUGUAUAAAGAUAAA